Tuber aestivum (summer truffle) is the source of this 835-nucleotide messenger RNA. The record is from the annotation of a GenBank genome assembly. Lineage: Eukaryota; Fungi; Ascomycota; Pezizomycetes; Pezizales; Tuberaceae.
AUGCUCGGAAACGACCUCAUAGCGUCCUAUGAAGUCGACUACAAACUCCUGAAAACCAUCAUCGACCGAAGACUCGACCAUGUACGGGAUUUAUAUGGCGAGCCAAGGAAGGCCGUCAUGAGAGAGAUUGAAAGGGCGGUUGAUGACGCUGACGAGAUUGUAGGCUUUUCUGUUUAUCCAUCCAUUUAUUUCCCCGUUCGCCCAUCUCUUAUCCCCUGUCAUGACGCCUCCGCGAACUGACUGUCAUAUGAUAACACAGCUCGCACAAAUUAGCGAGGAAGGAAGGGUACUACAAGGCGCGCAGCGCGGACGGCUUAGGAUUAGGCUGAGGGGGUGCGUUCGAGAUAUGGAUGCCGCUCGGAGGGCUCUGGCGGUGGUGCGUGCCACGGUACCCGGGAGGAGACGGGGAAAUUUCGAUCAGGAGGGGGAGGAGGAUGUUGCGGACGUGUGGGCGCGUGAACGGGCGGAAGACUGGACAAAACGUAGUGGUGUUGGUGGUGGUGGUCGUGUAGACCUUGAGAGCGGGGUUCCCGGUGGGGGGGUUGGAGUGGGCCACGGGGGCCAGGUUGAGAACGUCCGAAGUGAGAAUCGGCAUGUUGAAGCUGCACGUGCUGGUGAUAACGGAGAAAGACCAGGUUUCAUUCGGAGGUCCUUACUUCCCUCCCCUGCCCUUAUGCCCCCGGUACGGCCCGCGAUGCUGAAACUGAAACAAAAAAACACAGGUUUGCUAUUGGGCGAAGGAUAGCAAUCGCCAUCAUCUCGAUAUUAGCAAUGUUUAUACUAAUAAACAUUUCCUCGCACGUUAGGUGAUCUCAUGUGCAUCGUCAUGGGUUAG